Molecule: messenger RNA, 984 nt
Organism: Triticum turgidum subsp. durum (durum wheat)
Lineage: Eukaryota; Viridiplantae; Streptophyta; Magnoliopsida; Poales; Poaceae
Source: the annotation of a GenBank genome assembly
AUGGUUCGCAGACCCUAUGACACCUAUCUUUAUGUUGACAACUUCAUGUUUAGUCGUCGAACCGAGAAGCAACAAGUUAUCAAUUUCUUGUUACAGCAUAAUUCUCUUGGUUCUCCACCCGUGCUUCCAAUCGUUGGUGGAAGCCUAGUUGGGAAGAAAACUCUGGUAACACAUGUAUGGAAUGAUGAGAAGGUGUGUAGUUACUUCUCUUCUGUUCUGUACCUCAAUGGAGCCAACUUCACUAAAAUAGACACUGAAAGGUGCACAUCAGGGAGAAUAUUGGUUGCUGUCACACUUGUUUCAGAUGUAGAUGAUGAGGAUUGGAAAUCUUUCUACCGAACGGUGACAUCCAUAAGAGUAGAAAGUAAGGUUAUAAUCAUAAGUAGGAUGGAAAGUUUGACAAGAUAUGGUACCGUGAAGGCAAUUUACCUAAGUAAAUUACAAGAUGAGGAGUACAGCUACUUCUUCAAGACACUAGCAUUUGGCAGUGCACACACAAAGGACCACCCAAAUCUAACACUGUUGAUAGGAGAGUUCAUCAAGUUAUUGGGUGGGUCAUUUGUGGGAGCAUAUUCAAUUGCCAAUAUAUUGAGGAGGGACCUGAGCCUUCAAUUCUGGCUUUGCAUAUUGAACAGAUACAAGAAUAUGACGAAGGCCAACUUAUCGAUGUUUGGUGAGCACUUGUCGGUCCGUGUUAGAAUACGAUAUCCGGUAGAUUUCACCAACUUUCUACCUGCGCCAGCUGCUCCGCUACUCCUUAUGCCUCCUCGAACUGAAGCCGAGGCUUUCGAAAGGAAACUACCCAAGAUAAGGAUUGGAGACCUCGUUGUGGAUCCUACCCUUCGUCCCAAGGGUGAGUUCGAUUUAGUGACAUGGGAAUCACAGAUACCCCCUUAUACUGAGUUCAUUUACCACGUCCCUUCUUGUGCUCAAAGGCAGCCUACAACCUUACGGAGGAAGCGUGAUGCAUAUGUUUGUCUCUAG